Molecule: messenger RNA, 678 nt
Organism: Eimeria mitis
Lineage: Eukaryota; Apicomplexa; Conoidasida; Eucoccidiorida; Eimeriidae
Product: DNA polymerase delta subunit 4, putative
Exons: 2
Coding region: 1-678 (225 amino acids)
Biological process (GO): DNA synthesis involved in DNA repair; DNA-templated DNA replication
Cellular component (GO): delta DNA polymerase complex
Molecular function (GO): DNA-directed DNA polymerase activity
Source: RefSeq, a predicted model, not a curated record
AUGGCUCUGAAGAAAGCGCCAGUGGCGCCCAGUAACAUUUCUGAUGAAGAUGUGAUCGAAGUCAGUCGCCCGUGUCGUUUCCCUCAACACGAAAUUCAUGAAAUGAGAACACCACGAUCCAGGCCAAGGAGCCCAUCAGAGCCGCGUACACCUUCUAAGGAUUCUGCAUCGAAGCCCUUUACACUGGGAUCUCCGUUGGUUACUCCUAAGCUUGAUAGGAGGAAAACUAAACACCGUGUACCGCCCCCUUCGACUGCUGCUACUGCUGCUACUGCUACUGCUGCUGCUGCUGCUGCUGCUGGGGCUGCAGCAACGACGCAGGAGCCGAAGGCAACCGCACCGAUCAGCCCAAGAAAAUACUGCAGGCCAGAGGCGUUUGCUUCUUCUGGUUAUACAGAAAAAGAAUUAAAAAGCACUGCAGAUGCAGUGAUGAAAGGAGAUCCUCGCUUGAAAUGGUAUUCUGCUGAGGCAGACGAAACGGAACAACUCCUCCGUAGAUUCGAUAUGGAGGCAAUGUAUGGACCGAGCGUUGGGGUUAGCCGAGAAGAACGAUGGAUACGAGCAGCAGAAAUGGGUUUGAAUCCUCCUGCUGCAGUGAUGGAGGCGCUACAGAGACACCGGAAAAGCUCUCUGAGUGUUUUCGAUCAGAGGAUGAAACCUGAGAACAACUCCGCUUGA